Molecule: messenger RNA, 885 nt
Organism: Fusarium coffeatum
Lineage: Eukaryota; Fungi; Ascomycota; Sordariomycetes; Hypocreales; Nectriaceae
Exons: 3
Coding region: 1-885 (294 amino acids)
Biological process (GO): cytoplasmic translation; ribosomal small subunit assembly
Cellular component (GO): 90S preribosome; cytosolic small ribosomal subunit; ribosome
Molecular function (GO): structural constituent of ribosome
Source: RefSeq, a predicted model, not a curated record
AUGGCUCCCUCCAACCUGCCCUCCGUCAUGAACGCCACCAGCCAGGACAUCGAGACCCUGCUGGCUGCUCAGUGCCACCUCGGUAGCAAGAACCUUCAGGUUCACAUGGAGAACUACCUCUGGAAGACCCGUGCUGAUGGUGUCAACGUCAUCAACGUCGGCAAGACCUGGGAGAAGAUUGUCCUGGCCGCCCGUGUCAUCGCUGCCAUUGACAACCCCGCCGACAUCUGUGUCAUCUCUGCCCGUCCCUACGGUCAGCGUGCCGUCCUCAAGUUCGCCGCCCACACUGGUGCUACCGCCAUCGCUGGUCGCUUCACCCCCGGUUCUUUCACCAACUACAUCACCCGAUCUUUCAAGGAGCCCCGUCUGAUCAUCGUCACCGACCCCCGAACCGACGCCCAGGCCAUCAAGGAGGCUUCUUACGUCAACAUUCCCGUUAUUGCCCUCGCCGACACUGACUCUCCCACCGAGUACGUCGAUGUCGCUAUCCCCACCAACAACAAGGGUCGCCACGCUAUCGGUGCCGUCUGGUGGAUGCUCGCCCGUGAGGUUCUCCGCCUCCGUGGUACCAUCUACAACCGCGAGACCCCCUGGGACGUCAUGGUCGAUCUUUACUUCUACCGUGACCCCGAGGCUGAGGCUGAGGACAAGGUCGAGGAGGAGAAGCUCCCCGGCGCUGACGAGGAGGGCCCUGCCGCUAUCGAGUCCGGCUUCCAGAACUCCGCUGGUGCUGACUGGGAGACUCCCGCCGCUGGCUUCGCCGGUGCCUCUGGCACUGCUGCCGCCCCCGGCUGGGACGGUGCUGCUGGUGAGGAGUGGGGUGCUGCUCCCGCUAACACCGAGUGGGCUGCCUCCGCUGAGGCCCCCAAGGAGUCUCAGUGGUAG